GCAGGUGCGUGUCCAGCGGUGGGCACAGGGCGCCGAGUUUCCAGCACAGCCGGAGCCGCCCCGGGGGCGAGGGGGCUCCUGGCUCCCCAGGGUCCCGCAGCGGGAGGCCCCGUUCCAUUGGGGUCCGCUGGCGGCGCCGGGGUGGCAGCCCCGGGCCAUGGCAGUGCGGGGAGGGCAGACACCGAUCCGGCCUCUCGUCUGCUGCGGGGCGGCCUGUAAGGCCGCUUCUCCUGAUACCGGGCCCGGUGUCACGCGUGGGGCGGGGGGAGCCCCUGUGUGGAUCACUGAGCCCCGUGUGCGUGCACGCCACCCACCCAUCUGUGCAGUGGGGAUAAUAAUGUUCACUAAAGACUGAACGAUAAUGUUUUUCUAAAGGGAUUUUUAGAGCUUUCUGCAAAAAUGAACCAGUAGCAAUUACACUCAGUCUUGGACAAGUCUAGAGAUAACUGCUUGGAUACAACACUCUCUCCUAAAUAUGAAGUUUUUUAAUAUGCUUCUCAGAAGCAUUGUGAGACGUUCUGUUUUUCCGUUUGCUAUGCAGAGUGGGACAAAAAAAGAUUUGUUUUUAACAACUCCCCAGAGGUCAUUUCCAUGUAGAACACUGAUUUUGUCUCCUGCCCUGAAGAAGCAGAUUUCAUCCAGCCCCACUGAGAAGCUAGAUUUGGAUGGGUGGAAAAAUGUCAUGAGAUCUGGAAUGCAAGAGGAAGUCGGUGAGGCAUCUGAGAGUGAGGAAGAUUCCACUUUAGCUGCCACAAGGGAACUUGUGGAGAUGUGGAGGCUAGCUGGCAAAACUGUUCCAGAAAAUAUCAGUGAAGAAGAGUUAAAGAUCCUUAUGGAAUGUUCCACUAAGUCAUCCAAAAAGAAGUAUUUAAAAUACUUAGCUGUCAAAGAAAAAGUGAAGAAAGCUAGUAAAGUAAAGCAGGAAAAGCAAAAGGAAGCAAAGAGGGAAAGGCUGGAAAAGGCUAAAGAAAAUGAUACUGGUGAGCUGAAGAACACUUUCUUAUUACAGUUUUGGUCCAAGUCUAUGGAUAGGAUGUAUAACUGGAGGACUGCUCAGGCUAUGAUCUUUGGCCAGCCUCUAGUAUUUGACAUGGCUUACGAAAAUUACAUGUCACGUAGAGAAAUGGAGAACACAGUGAAUCAGCUAAUGGAGACCGAAGGGUGGAAUCGAAGAGCUAUGGAUCCUUUUCACUUACAUUUCUGUAAUAUCAAAGUAGAUGGCCCAUAUCAUAAAGAAUUUGUCAAGCGCUAUGGAGAGGCAUGGGAUAAUUUACUUGUGACUGUGACAGAACAGUCUCACACAGAUGUCUUUCCAAGCGACAAGCUCAUCUACUUAACUGCUGACUCUCCCAAUGUAAUGAAGAAGUUUGAGCAUGAUAAAAUUUAUAUAGUUGGAUCAAUGGUUGACAGGAAUAUACAGACUGGAAUCUCUCUUGCACAUGCAAAACGCUUGAAAUUAACAACUGAACGUCUUCCACUGGAGAGGUACUUGAAGUGGGAAACUGGUGCCAAAAAUCUCACAUUGGACCAAAUGAUUCGUAUUUUAUUAACUUUAAAAGAUACUGGAGAUUGGAUGGAGGCGCUGAAAUUUGUUCCAAAAAGAAAAUACGAAGCUUUUGUAGAUACAUCCUUCUAUUCAAAGCAUAAAACUGAUACAGGGAGAAGAACAAAGGUGUUUGAGUUUAGCAAUAGUCAGGAAAAAGUAAAGAAGCCCUUUGUAGAGAAUUCCUUCAGGAAGCAAACAGAGAAAAAAUGGUGGAUAGCUGAAGAAUCUUAAGGGCAAACUAUACUGUUAAUAGGCUUAAAUUUCCAUUGACUUCUGUGGGAAUUUGAUGAAAAAACUGAAGGGUAAAAGAGUAACUAGAACUGCUGUCUGAUAUGGGUUUUUUAUAACCUUUGUAUUACAGUUAUUUAAACAGAAGCUUAACGGGAUUGUUCCCUCCCCAACGCGCCCCCCCCCAAAAAAAAUCCAUGAGGAAAAGCUGUGAUGAUCAAAUCUACAAAUUGCACUAUAAGAAUGUAAUUAAAUUGAAUAAAACUAUAGUGGAUAUAACUUCAUUUAAACCCUUACUUGUUUAACACCAAAUGCUGUAAUGCGCUUGAUUAGUUCAUGGACUGAAAUAUGGUAAAUAUAGACACUGUAAGAGGCUAGCUGGAUACUAUUAAUCUAGUGGAUGUACUACAAAUGCCUUAGUAAAUAUUUGCAGAUCUUAGCCUUUCUAUUUGUUUACAACACUAAUAAUGUCUUGAAUAGUGAUCUUAGAAUGUAGUUGAUUUGCCCACUGGCUCUUAACCCAGUGAAUAAGUUGUGAUUUUGUUUUCCUAGGGUGUUCUUUUUGUUUUUUGUUUUGUUUUUGGGGGAGGGGAGGGCAAGUAGGGAGUUUGCUCCAUGGUGUUUUAGAAAGAUCUCGUUAUGAUGUUACAUCAUUUAUUCAUUCAAAGUAUUUUAGUAUCUGAUGUGAUGAUGCCUUGUGAAUGUAAACAUAAGACAAUCUGACCUGCGGUUCUAAAAUUCACUCACCUUGUGGAAGAAAGCGAUGUGGACCUGUGAAAGACUUUUUUUUUUAAAAAAUAUAUGCAUUUUUGUCCCUUUUA
Messenger RNA from Chelonia mydas (Green sea turtle), 2595 nucleotides. It is a transcript of the gene TRMT10C, whose product is annotated as tRNA methyltransferase 10C, mitochondrial RNase P subunit. Gene Ontology annotation, cellular component: nucleoplasm; mitochondrion; nucleus. NCBI's taxonomy places the organism in Eukaryota, Metazoa, Chordata, Testudines, Cheloniidae. The transcript is spliced from 3 exons. The coding region runs from base 476 to 1777 and encodes 433 amino acids. The record is from RefSeq and is a predicted model, not a curated record. Gene Ontology annotation, biological process: positive regulation of mitochondrial translation; mitochondrial tRNA 5'-end processing. Gene Ontology annotation, molecular function: tRNA binding.